AUGAUUCAGUCAGCGCCUUUUCUUCAGGCCAUUUUCAACGGUUCGAUAGUUUCAGCAAUCCGUUUUAACGCGUCCUCGCACUUGAUUUCCGAUGUCAGCGGUGUGAGCAACGUUAACUUUUCCUUGCCGAUGAGCAUUGCUGAGGAUACGAUUUUCCCUUUGAUUUCCUCAUAUUCAUUCAACUUGAGCACUUGGGAGCUAUACAUUUCGUUCUCAGAGCCGAUCAAUACUGCAACGUUUGAUCCCACUCUUGUAUGGUGGAAAAGCAACUGCUCCACCAAUGUCACUUAUAAUAUGUCAAUCGCAACCAGUACGUGGUCCAUGGCAGAUACGGAGCUGCGCCUCGUCAUUGCAAACCCAGACCGAUUCUAUCUGGUCGAGCAGUAUUACACGUCAACUUUGACAAGCUUCUCUUUCGAAGCGUUUGGUCUUGCGGACUCAAGCCUCAAUGGAGUCGUGAACCCGGCAGUCUGCCUUCUUCAAGCAUCCCAUGUUCAAGAGGAUAUCGUUCCACCUGCGGUCCUUUCGGUUUCGAUCAACCUCACGAAUGAUGUCAUGUCGAUUGCAUUGAACGAAGUUGCAAGCAUUGUCAGUGCAAUGUCGCCGCUUCACCUCAAUGCGUCUUCAUCAAAUGAGUGGCGCGACUUUUUGAUCCAGAGCAAUAAUACCCGACGUGCAGUUUGUGCUAUCCCUGAAAACGAACCGUGCAACGCCCUUUUGGUUGAUCUUGCGCCAUCGACUCUGGAUGAGCUCAAGGUGUCGUUGUUCGAAAAUCGAACAAUGCUGUCGGCGUUGUUCGGAAUCGGCUCGAUUCAGGACUUGGCAUCAAACGCGCUGAGUUCUCCCAUUGUAACCAGUGCGACUGUUGUUAUGGAGGACAACGUUGCACCCACAUUGGCUACAUGGCUCUUAAACUUCACGGACAACUCGUUGCGACUUGUGGCUGACGAACCUAUUGCUUGGGUUCGACCAGAGCGACUGCGCAUUCGUACUGCUGGUCGUGAGUUGCAAAUUUGGAACUCUUCAAACGUGCAUCGCGUCGAUUGGCGCACUAUGGUUGUUUCAUUGCACAAAGAGUUUGUGGACAUCAUGAAAAUCAAUCUGAUUGGACUCAGCGUUGACGAUAGCUCCUUCCAUAUUGAAGCUGGUGCUUUUGCUGACCUGAACGAGAAUGAAAAUACCCAAGGCAAUUUGACCUUUAGUGCCUUGCACCUCGAGCCAGACACCAUCAGUCCUCGGGUGAUUCGUUAUGAACUUAACAUGUCCUCAAAUCAGGUUCUUCUUGAGUUUGAUGAGCCAGUCCGCUCAAGCUCCUUGACGCAACCCAUUUGGUUCGAAGCAAAGGGUGGCUUGGCUGUAGCUUAUACCGUACUCACCUUGGAAAAUAGCACAGUGAUUAUGUUGCAACUUGCAGAGGAUGAUCGAAAUGAGAUGCGGGCUCGCCAGAUUGCCCGCAAGCCCGAUGAAUCAAGCAUUGACUUACCGGGAGGAUUCGCGACCGACAUGGCUGGCAACCCUUUUGAGGAAGCUCGGUGGAACGUAAGCGUCUUUGUUGCUGACUCUGUUCGUCCAGUGGUCACCCGUGUGGUGCUUGACCUGGUGGAUGAGUACUGUGACCUCAACGUGACGUUUGAUGAGACGGUGAACACGGAUGCCGUUGACCCUACUCGCAUCAGCUUCCAGCGCUCGGCCACAGCCGACGUUGCAAGUGACAUCUUCCUGGUGGGCGGUCAGGUCCUAAGCGCCAACAGCACUGACAUUCGUCUGCGGCUGGUCAAGGCAGACUGUGACCGUCUGAAGUUGGACACGACUCGUGGCACCAACGAGAGCACAACGUUUGUGUCAUUUGGCAACGGGGCAGUUGUGGAUAUGGCUCUUUCCCCCAAUGCGCUGAGCGCGGUGGUUGAGCAAGCCGCAGUCGUGGCCCCGGAUGUCACAGCUCCAUACUUGACUGCCUUUAUGUUGGACAUGAAUGCAGGCGUGGUGGUGUUGAACUUCAAUGAGCCUGUUAAGAGCGAGAGCAUCAACGCGAGCCAGCUCGUGUUCCAGACCGGCGCCACAUCGGGUGCCAGCGAUCGCUACCGCCUCACGGGGGGAGUGGUUGAGUCUAGCAAUGGGCUGCAGCAGACGUUGAAUUUGACGCUGACGGACUUGAAUGCUCUCAAGGUGCACGAGGGCCUGGCGGUCAGCAACUCGACCACAUUUUUGAGCCUGGGCUCUGGCUUUGUGCUGGACAUGGCCGACAAUGCGGUGACGCCCAUCAGCAACGGCCAGGCACGGCAGGUUGACCUUUUUAUUGAUGACACUUCAUUGGUCUCCCUGCAAAGCUUCAAUCUUGAUAUGAGCCGUGGCCGAUUGACAAUGUUCUUCUCUGAG
Monosiga brevicollis MX1 is the source of this 2376-nucleotide messenger RNA. RefSeq lists its product as uncharacterized. Lineage: Eukaryota; Choanoflagellata; Craspedida; Salpingoecidae. Gene Ontology annotation, molecular function: hormone activity. The transcript has a single exon. The annotation marks the transcript as partial. The record is from RefSeq and is a predicted model, not a curated record.